AUGAUAAAUGUCAAAGCCAAAAAGAAACUGCAUUAUUAUCAAGGACAUGAAAUAGUCAGUUCUGACUUCAAGAUCGAUAAGGUUUUCACCUUGCGUGACAUUGACAAUCUCUUCGACGACAUUGAUGCUGACUCUGAGCUGGGUUUGCCUCUGCUUUCUCCUUUGCCCAAAAGCACUGGCAUGAAUAGUCAGAAGAAAAGUGAAAGUUCUUCUGAUCCAGAAAAGAUGAAGGCAUCAUCUCAACAGGUGCCCAAGGAUGCUUUAAUCCAGGAAAAUGGCAUUCAAGAAGAUGAAAUGAUUUAUAAAGAGAGUCCAUUUAAAGAACUUGCUCCCAUAAAGACAUCCAGCCCUAUUGCUUUGGCAACAGAGAGGGAUGAAACGGUGGAUGGAGUCAGACCUGUGGCUGAUCCUCUUCUCUUUGUUGAGGAUGAGGAACCCAUUGGUGGAGACUUAAGCAAGGGGUCCUGCACUCAGCAGUCAGAACCGGUCAAGGAAUCUGUUAAUGGGGAUAGCGGGUCUCUGGCUUCACCACCAGAAAGGCUUGAGUUUAGAAAAACUACUAAAGCAACUGCUGGUUCUUUAUCAAGUAUGAAGCCUGCGAAAACCACUAAAAUGCCAGAGCAAGCCACACAGUCAGCUCCAGAAACUAAGGAAGGUUUAACAAUGGAAAAAAAUCAGAAUCAACUUUCUCCUGUUUUGGUUCAGAAAAGUGAACCAAAACUUCAAGAGGUGGAGCAAUGCAAGAAUCAGGUGGUGGAGGAUCAAGGCAAAGGAUUGUCUUUCCAGCACAAGCUUAAUAAGGCCUUGAUGCCUAAAUCCCCACGUUCCAGGAAACCAGCAGCAGUUCCAGCUCCUCCACCUGUAGAUUUAGAGGAGGAUUUCAUGAUCCUAGACGACGAGGCUCCUGUUCUUUUUGUCAUCCCUCGCAAGGCAGAGGUCAGCAGGAACAAAAGACCUGUCCCAGCAGACACCGCAAAGGAGAAUGUUCCUACAGAGCCACACUCUACAGAUCAACUCUCACAGAGUGAAACAGAUACGACUAAUCAGCAUGGGCAGGAUGCCAAAAGAAACAAAGUGCAAAUGGAGUCUGGUAAACAGAAACUGAAAGAAAAACGUGGAAAAGCCUCAAAAAAGAGUGGCAAAGGCCCUGUGACUCAUGAUAGUGUUGAGGAUGGAGCAGACCUUGUAACUGAAACAUUGGAGGACAGAAUUUCUGAUCAGACCUCUUCUCAAACUGUACAGGGACGCAAAACUGUGUCAACAGGAAAGAAACGUGCGAACAGCAAGGCACCUGAGCCUGUUGAUCUUUCUGACAAAGAUGAAACAAAUACAGGUGGCAGCCAAGAAAUCCUAGAUCCUGAGUCUAGAGCCACAAAGAAAUCCUCAAAAUCAUCUAAACAGGAGAGACCCAGACCAAAAGCUAAGAAGGAAUCCAAUAAAGACACUGCUGCAGCAGAUCAUCACUCCACAAAAUCCAACAGAAAAAGAAAGAAUAACAAAAAGGAGGAAACUGCUUCUAAGACAAAGAAACGAACUUCUAAACAACAAAAAGAGUUGGAACAGAUAGAUCCUUCCUGUGAGGAGCAAGAGCAUGAACCUUCACCUGCCCUCAAUGAGCGAAAGGAGAAACAAACGACAGCUGUGAAUAAACGAUCUUCACCCAAGGAAGAUGCUGUGGAUCCAGGCAAAAAACAGAAGAGAAAAGAGACAAAAAGGGUGGAACCAAAAUCACAGGAUCUACCAACAAUAGCAUCCGACAUUUCUUCAGACAGUCCUAUGUGUUGCAAGAGGAAAAGGAGACCUCCAGGAGAGUGGUGGCUCUCUAGCCCGAAUGAAAGUACCACAGAGUCUCAGCCAAAGCAAGCGUUGGAUACGGCACAAAGACCGAAAGCCAGUACUAAAGCAUCAACAAAGCAAGAAGCUGCUGUUGAUUCUGAGGAAACGCAGUCUAUCAGGCCUGCCCAGGGGAAUCAGAAAAAGCAGAUGACUCCCAAUGUGUUGGACAGUGCUAAAAAGACAAUAGCAGGUGACGAUGGACAUAAUGCUGGAGCUGAGCAGAAGACUACUAAGAAAACAGGUGGUCGAAGGAAACCAAAAUCAACACCCACUCAACCUCAAGUGGCAUCACCAGGAGAGGAAGUGGGAGCUUUUCCGAAUGAGAAUGAUGCAGAGAUUAGUCCAGAAUUGUGUAGUCCUAACAGACAGCACAACCUCCUUAGAGGUGAGAAGAGAAUGUUUGACUGGGUCUACUCGCGUGAAUCUGGAUCUGCACAGAAACAGACUUCAUCUUCUCUUAGAAGACCAGACAGUUCUGUGCCAGACAACGUUCCACAGAAAAGACAAAGAAAAGCUCCUUCUAAUUGGUGGGAGGCACCACAGUCUCAGGAACCAGCCGAUGGGCUUCCCACACCUCGCAGUUCUCCUCCACAAAAGUCCAAACUAACAAAUACUCCUCUACGUGGUGUGAUUAAUAAGGAUGGAAAUUCAAUGAAAUCACAAAAAACAAAGAAUCACACCAGGAGCCUAAAAAGAAACAUCAUCACCACGCCAAAAUCAAUCAAACGAUCUUUAGCCUCAAUGAAUGCUAUUUUUGCUUCUGAAAAACCUGAAAACAUGGUAAAAAGUGGACUAAGGUGCAGAAAACAGGGACGCAGAAACCUCCUUCACUCUCUUGAGGACCAGUCAGAUCACUCGAGUGAGAAUAUGGCCCAAAGUGAUGAUCAGCUGCAGGGAAACAGCCGUGCCUCUUUUGGCUUCACCAGUGGUGUUACUGAGGAGCCGUCAGGGACCAGAAACAAACCAAGUGUCCGAGUAUCCAGGGGACCCAACAUAUUAUCUGAUGUUGACGUGGCUUUCAGAAGUGGGCCGUCAUCAAUGCUUGAGCUUCAGCGACAUGAGGAGGAUGAUGAUAUUAACUUGCCAUCGUCUAGAGUGAUGCCACAUGUGCGACAGGCUCCACGAGUGUUGGCGCAGUGCGAUCUCUGUGGGCCUCCACUGCAGCCUAUUGUCCUGGAGGAAGAGGAUUGGAACAACCUGCAUGAGUGGUUCUCUCACCUGUGGCCCCCAGCCUCUAAAG
Messenger RNA from Sinocyclocheilus anshuiensis, 3076 nucleotides. Its product is annotated as proteoglycan 4-like. Lineage: Eukaryota; Metazoa; Chordata; Actinopteri; Cypriniformes; Cyprinidae. The transcript has 15 exons. The annotation marks the transcript as partial. The record is from RefSeq and is a predicted model, not a curated record.